AUGGCUUCUACUCGCCUGGCCCAGAUCUACCGGUCAUGCCUCUUCCAGAUCAUUAUCGUCGGGCUCGUGGCAUUUUGCGAGCCCGGCAUCUGGACGGCUCUGAACAACCUCGGGGCCGGAGGGAACGCGUCGCCGUUCCUGAACAACGCCGCCAACGCGCUCACGUACGGGCUCAUGUCAGUGGGCUGCUUCAUCGCCGGCGGCGUCACGAACAAGAUCACUGCCAAAUGGACCCUCGUCAUCGGCGCGGCGUUCUACACGCCCUACGCGGCGGGCCUGUACUGCAACAACCGCUACGGGAACGAGUGGUUCCUGCUGCUCGGGGCCGGGUUCUGCGGUAUCGGAGCAUCGCUCUUGUGGGCGAGUGAGGCGGCCAUCGCCGUCGGCUACCCGGAGGCAGAGAAGAGAGGCCGAUAUGUGGGGAUCUGGAUGGGCAUCCGUCAGAUGGGUCCGCUCGUGGGCGGUGCCAUUUCUCUGGCGUUGAACAUCAAGACAUCCCAGAAGGGCAAGGUCACCUAUACGACGUACUUGGGCCUCGUCGCCAUCUCCUCGCUCGGAGCCCCUUUGGCCCUGCUGCUAUCGCAGCCUCAGAAGGUCGUCAGGACCGACGGCACCAAGAUCCCGUACAUGCGCAAGACCAACUUCGGCAUCGAGGCGCGCGCGAUCUGGAAGCAGCUGAAGAACAAGUACAUGCUGCUGCUCAUCCCCGUCUUCCUGGCCGGGCAGUUCGGCACGACAUACCAGGGAAAUUACCUCACGACGUACUUCACGGUCCGAUCCAGGGCCCUGGCGUCGUUCCUCACGGCCGUCGUCGGCGCCUCCGCCAACAUCAUCACCGGCGCGAUCUUGGACAUGAAGCGGUUCGAGCGGCCGGCCAAGUCCAAGGCCGUGUACCUCAUCGUGCUGACCUUCGUGACGGCGGCCUGGACGUGGAACGCCGUCAUCGAGACGCGGCUCUCGUCCAUGGCGGAGCCGCCGUCGUUCGACCUCGGCGACGGCGCCUUCUUCAACUCGGCCUUUACGGUGUACAUGUUCUUCAAGUUCUUCUACGAGAUGCUGAAGACGUACAUCUACUGGCUCAUGGCGGAGAUCAAGGGCGCGCAGGGGGAUGGCGACAUCGCGCGCACGACGGGCAUCCUGCGGUCGUGGGAGAGCAUCGGCAGCACGAUCGCGUACGCGGUGGGGGCGACGCACUGGCCGAACAGGAACCAGAUGAUCCUCGGCUUCUCGCUGUGGGCCGUGACGAUCCCGUUCACGCUGCUCGCCGUGUUCGGCGACUGGAACCAGGCCGGCGGGGACGGUGCGGCCGAGGUCGCGGACGAGACGGAGAGCGACCUCGAGAGGGUGGCGGUGCAGGGUAAGAGGGAUGCGGCGUGA
Molecule: messenger RNA, 1377 nt
Organism: Colletotrichum higginsianum IMI 349063
Lineage: Eukaryota; Fungi; Ascomycota; Sordariomycetes; Glomerellales; Glomerellaceae
Product: Duf895 domain membrane protein
Exons: 4
Coding region: 1-1377 (458 amino acids)
Source: RefSeq, a predicted model, not a curated record